Physella acuta is the source of this 1759-nucleotide messenger RNA. RefSeq lists its product as uncharacterized. NCBI's taxonomy places the organism in Eukaryota, Metazoa, Mollusca, Gastropoda, Physidae. The record is from RefSeq and is a predicted model, not a curated record. Gene Ontology annotation, cellular component: membrane.
AGACAUUGGUGUGAGAGACGAAUGGACGUCAUCAGUUGACACGUGACUAGAAAAGUUUCCGUAGUCUGCUGACACCUGGACGUCUCGUGUAUUUCCGCUCCUGCGUGUCGAGACAAGAAAGAUGACAAGCUACUCUCCAGACCUGCACCAUGAUAGCACUGGAUGGCAUCAUUUGACUCCCCGAGACAGAGGCAACAGGAGCGUAUCGAGGGAGAUGGACGGUCGUUUGUGGGUCACACUGAUCGUCCUCGUGCAUCUGUUGAGGGGCGUGGGCGGCUUCCACCAGGGUGCGCCCGCCUACUCAUGCAGGAGCAUGGUCCCCGGGCACACCCACGGCCCACAGAGUGACGCCCCACCCUACGUCAUCAGGCUGUCGCGCGCUAUUCUAGGACCAGGGGAGACAAUAUCAAUCGACCUUGAGAGCACAGCGGACAUUCCUUUUCGCGGCUUUCUGUGUGCAGUCAGCGCAGGUGAUGACGUCACCAACAACACGAUGGGUGCCUUCUCUCUGACGUCAUCUUCUAACCAAGUUCAGCUUCUAACUUGUUUAAGAUCGACAGCUGAUACAGCGGUAACCCACACCAACCCCUCGGAUAAGUGGAGCGUAGAUUUCCAUUGGAGGGCACCGUCUGAUGCCAGAGUUGGUCAGGUCUACAAACUCAGAUGCACGUUCGUCCAGGCGUUCUCUGUAUUCUGGAGCAAUUACCAAGUUGACCUUACGAUUGCUGAGGUCAAUGACCGGCGUCAACAGUUGGCCAGCAGUAACGUGACAGUCAGCGCGGUCAAUGACCCCCAGUCUAACACUAGGACUGCGGUCAAUGACCCCCAGUCUAACACUAGGACUGGGGUCAAUGACCCCCAGUCGAAUAUUAGGACUGCGGUCAAUGACCCCCAGUCUAUCAGUAGGACUGGGGUCAAUGAACCCCAGUCUAACACUAGGACUGGGGUCAAUGACCCCCAGUCUAACAUAAGAACUGCGGUCAAUGACCCCCAGUCUAACAUAAGAACUGCGGUCAAUGACCCCCAGUCUAACACUAGGACUGGGGUCAAUGACCCCCAGUCGAAUAUUAGGACUGGGGUCAAUGACCCCCAGUCUAACACUAGGACUGGGGUCAAUGACCCCCAGUCUAACACUAGGACUGGGGUCAAUGACCCCCAGUCGAAUAUUAGGACUGGGGUCAAUGACCCCCAGUCUAACACUAGGACUGGGGUCAAUGACCCACUUGGCCCCCACAGAUUUAAUGUGAGUGAGGUCGUCGAUCGGGUUCAGACAUCUGUGGACACUGCAAACUUCGAGGGAUUCGAACCAAAUACCGCACAAACAGGGUUCAGUACCACACAGCCAUCUCUUCAUCCCAGAACUGUUCAAAACUUUCCUUCGUUUGUACCUGCUUCAAAUACAGAACAGAUACUUGCAGCUUCUGCACGUGACGUCACUGGGGAAGUGGAGCGUGACGUCACUGGGGAGCGGGUCACCACCACGACAAGGCGCCCCAGAGCCCGGAGCCCAGGUACCCCUGCGGGCUCCAGGAACGUCCCCAGUUUUGUGCUGCUGAGCCCCAACGCUCGGUUCCUGACCGCAGAACAUCUCAGGGGCGUCGCUAGGGUCAGGUUUUCGGCAGCUGCAGUCAGAGGUACAGCUAGAACUACAAGUCCAGCUAGAGAUACAGCUAGAACUACAAGUCCAGCUACAGAUACAGCUAGAACUACAAGUCCAGCUACAGAUACAGCUAGCAGUAGAGCUACACUAGACUUUUAA